AUGCUUUUCCGUCCCGCGUUUAAUUAUCAUAGUGUCUGCAGUACGGGAGAUCUUGAUAGAUGGGAAGAUGAUAAGCGGCAGAAACUCUUGUUCGCUGCUACGAAAAGAUUCAUGGGAUUGCGCUUGGAUGAUGAAACAGAAGAGCAACCCGAAGUCGACAGGAACAAGUUCGCUUCCGAAGCUAAGCGACUACUAGAGGGUCUGGAAUCAUUCUGUUACGAAGUUGAGGGAUCCUUAGCCUUCGGUAUCGUCUACACACAAGUGAAGCCUGGCGAUUUCGUGUUCCGCACGCCGAAGGCAGCCAGUGGAGUAGCCUAUCAUACCGACGAACUUUCACCUUCGACUUGUGGGCUAAUCAUACGGCCAUAUCACCCCGGGAGUGAUGCAGGUCCUGCUGCCUUCCGUCUUGUGGGCAUGUGUGUUGACUGGUACCCCGAUGUGAAGGAUCCGGAGUUUGUCGAAGUUGUUUUGGUGUAG
Alternaria arborescens is the source of this 477-nucleotide messenger RNA. RefSeq lists its product as hypothetical. The transcript has a single exon. Bases 1 to 477 code for a protein of 158 amino acids. The record is from RefSeq and is a predicted model, not a curated record. Lineage: Eukaryota; Fungi; Ascomycota; Dothideomycetes; Pleosporales; Pleosporaceae.